This is a messenger RNA of Nematocida parisii ERTm1, 873 nucleotides long. RefSeq lists its product as uncharacterized. The transcript has a single exon. NCBI's taxonomy places the organism in Eukaryota, Fungi, Microsporidia. The record is from RefSeq and is a predicted model, not a curated record. Bases 1 to 756 code for a protein of 251 amino acids.
AUGAGAGUAGUUGGCGUUGUUAUACUAAUAUUGGCUGCUGUAGUUCAGUGCUACCUGGAGCCAGAGAUAACUGAAAACAGGCUACUGACAACAAUUCCCUUUAAAACCUUUUUCUUUCUUAAAAGGCUAUCUCCAUAUAACAGCAAGUUAGACAGACCAUUGUCAAUGGGGGCACAGAAGAGAAUUGAGUCAGAGGAAAAGUUUUCUCCAUUUCAUUCAGUCCUUGUUAUAAAGAAGCAGAGGCGAUCUGAUGAACCAAUUCGCCGCCAUGUGCCAAUAACAGGCCCAGCAAGAACAGAGUCCGCAGAGUCCUUUAUAAAGGACUUUUUGGUUUCACAUCUGCAGCACAUGAACAGCAUUGAGCGUUCAAAUCAAUUCAAUACAGAAAAGAUAUACAACGACAUGUACAACAGAGGAAGCGAUCAGGUGCACACAUCUACCAAGAGAAACAUCCACCGAGGAAAGGAAAUAAUUGGAGAUGAAAUAGAUGCCAUUAUUGCGCAUGCAGCAAAAGAAUUUACACCAAACACUGAAGAAACUGAAAAUGAAAAUGCAUCACUCGGCAAAACGCUUAGAAAAACAAAGAAGCGAGUUGGAAAGAAGAUCAAGAGAGCAGAAGGAGUUAUUGGAAAGAAAGUCAAGCUCAACUGGCUCACUAUUCUUAUUUUCAUUAUAAUUGGUUUGAUUUCUGGAUUUGCAGGGUAUUCACUGCGAGGAAGGACAUCAUCUGAACAUUAUGUUCCAUUGGAUAAAUAGUUUGCAUGCAAAUUUAUUUUAUUUGUUUAAUUAGUGAGCUAAAAAAGAGGUCUAAGUUAUAUGGUUAUGCUUAGUGGGCAGUGCACAGGGGCACGCCGGGUAGAUUCACAUGGGUGA